Messenger RNA from Aphanomyces astaci, 4150 nucleotides. RefSeq lists its product as hypothetical. NCBI's taxonomy places the organism in Eukaryota, Oomycota, Saprolegniomycetes, Saprolegniales, Verrucalvaceae. Gene Ontology annotation, biological process: proteolysis; endoplasmic reticulum to Golgi vesicle-mediated transport; vesicle fusion with Golgi apparatus. Gene Ontology annotation, molecular function: RNA binding; protein binding. The record is from RefSeq and is a predicted model, not a curated record. The transcript is spliced from 6 exons. Gene Ontology annotation, cellular component: trans-Golgi network; extracellular region; membrane. The coding region runs from base 1 to 3909 and encodes 1302 amino acids.
AUGUUUAACGUGUCGUCAUUGCAAGAUAUGCGCUCGAGUCAACGCUUCGCCCCGUCCGCUUAUGCAAGCGAACUGACCAUCGAGAUUCCCCCUGGUACGGCAGGUUCAAUCAUUGGCAUCCGUGGCUGCAACAUUCGUCGCAUACGGGAAUCCUGUCGCGGCCUUCGAAGUUGUAAGAUCCUCUCUACUGACCACGCCCACCUUGUUGGAUCGAAAGCCGCCAUCGAGCAAGCUGUGGGGAUGAUUGAAGAGCUUGCCAACGCUACAUUGAAAUUCAAAGCGCACUCUCGGCCCAACGCCGACGGCUCUUGCGGGGUGACAUUUAGUGUGCUCGUGUUCGCGCCAUCGGAAUACGACAUCCUCUUGGCUCGACCAUCGCCCAUGGCGAGACGCCACCUCGAACGUAUUGGCAGCAAAGCUCAGUACCCGUCGUAUACGUAUAGCACUGUGAACCAAGAGUCGUGGCCUCCCCCGAAGGACAAUGCGGAUGCAUUGGCGGAGCUAAGCGUGUUUGGGUCCAAGAAGCAGUGCGUAACCAGUGCGUCGCUCAAGCCGCUGGGUGGGUACUUGAAGACUGUGCACGACAAGUACACGGGGAACAAUAAACUGGAGAACCAGUACGUGGUGGUGUCCGUUGGAAAGACGUACUUCCAACCGUGGCAGGACAUUGGUGAGGACUCAUCGAUGUCACUGGAUGAGUUUAUGGCCCAAACCCCGAAGAUGCGCCAACAGUUUAGCACCGGAGGCAUCUCGGCCACCCACGUCGAAGCGGCGGAGCUAUGGUGCAGCUACAAUGGGUACAAACAACUCGAGCUGGUUCAGACAAUGACAUUGCACAUUCAAAACAAUGAGUCGCCGGCUCGGAGCAUCUCAUCCCGGACUCAAGUGACGUUGACGUUACCACCUGGUGUACCCGACUGGGAAGCCAUGACUGCGGACGACAUCGCUAGUCUCGAACUCCACUUCAACACGGCCCCUCAACGGUUGGGCUUUGUGUCGAUGCAUACGGCGGACGAGUCGACUUUGGAGAUGCGAUUGGCGUUCAAAGCCUGUAUCGCUGGCGAGCUGAUUGUGCCCGAUGAUUUGCUGGAGCAAGUGGUGGCAGCUUGGAGCUUUCGCAAGCCCGGGGUGUGUCUUGAGCUUGACCCCAGUUGCAACAUGAAGGUAGACGCUGUGCGCUUCCAAGCAACGCGCGUGUGGGCCAACGCCCACUACACCAUCGCUAUUGAUGAAGUGAUGCAGAGUUGGUGGGGAAAAUCGGACGAUGCCACGUUCUGGACCAUCCAAAUGGCGAGUCCAGCGAUGGAGGAGGUUGGCUGGAUGGACAUGACGCGAGAUGAGUUUGCCAGUGAAGUGUUGGAACUGGCAGACCAAGGGCAGAGCCUACUCGCUGCGCUCAACAAUGUCGAAGUGUUUGCGGGGCGACGGAUUUUACUCCCGCGCCUACCCCUGCAUCCACACCAGGUCCAACACCACCUCGUACACCUGCACCUAUACCUGCCUCAACUCCUGUCCGUACACCACAACCUACCCCUGCGCCUACUCCUGCACCCACCCCGGUACCAACGCCUGCACCGACGCCUGAACCAACUCCGGCGCCCACUCCAGCACCCACACCAGCCUACCCCUGCACCGACGCCUGAACCAACUCCUGCACCCACACCUGAGCCAACUCCUGCGCCUACUCCAGCACCCACACCUCAACCUACGCCUGCACCGACGCCUGAACCUACCCCUGCACCCACACCUGCGCCAACUCCUGCGCCUACUCCAGCACCCACACCUCAACCUACGCCUGCACCGACGCCUGCACCUACUCCUGUACCCACACCACAACCUACCCCUGCGCCUACUCCUGCACCUACUCCUGCACGGACACCUCACCGUACUUCUGCACCUAUACCUGCCCGUACUCCAUCACGUACACCAGCACCCACAUCUGCACGAUCAUCUGCACCUACACCAGUCCGAACGCCAGCGCCAACGCCUCCACGAACCCCUGCAUCUACAGCAGCACAUACCCCAUCCCCAACUACUUCUACAUCUGCCUCUACACCAGCCCUAACUCCUGCACCCACACCUGCUCCCACGCCUGCUCUAACUCCUGCACAAUCCCCAGCACGAACGCCUCAGCAUACGUCAUCGAGUACUCCUGCUCCAACACCAAUACAAACUCCUGUGCCUACAACCACGAGCACGACUUCAUGCAACGGCAUUGAAGACAACAUAGACUACUUCGGGAACGAUCUUGCAUCCACGUCCCAGUCGUCUGCCGAAUUCUGUUGCUCAGACUGCAAGGUGACAUCUGGCUGUAAAGUGUUUGUCUGGACGGACUACAACGGAGGAACCUGUUGGUUGAAAUACGAAAUUGGGGCCAAGACGUACCUAGCCGGCGCUAAGGCUUCGAUUGUGGUACCUUCUGCACCUACUCCUGCACCCACUCCGUCGAUCACACCAGUGUGCAACGGAAUCGUAGACAACGUGGACUACUUCGGGAACGAUAUUGCAUCCACGUCCCAGUCAUCUGCCGAAUUCUGUUGCUCAGACUGCAAGGCGACAGCUGGCUGUAAAGUAUUUGUCUGGACGGACUACAACGGAGGCACCUGUUGGUUGAAAUACGAAAUCGAGGUCAAGACUUACCUGGAUGGCGCCAAGGCUGCGAUUGUUGAUUCGUCUUGUGCAAGUCAAGAACUGAACGUGGAUUACUUUGGGAAUGACAUUGUCAGUACCCAGCAGUCGUCUGCUGAUCGUUGUUGUGAUGAUUCCACCGCUACGUCUGGUUGCCACGCGUACUCGUGGACGGAUUAUAACGGCGGCACCUGUUGGCUCAAAUCCUCCAAGGGCUCGGCGAUUCCCCGAGAUGGGGCUGUGUCAGGCGAUCUAAGCCCCGUCACCGCAUACCUGGUAGUCACGGCGUCGGGAGCGCACAAGGUCGGUCUACAGUAUGAGGCCGUACCUGAGUUGGCCUCUUCCACUACCACUCAGUACAUACUGUACCGUACUCCAUUGUUUCGCAUUUCAAGUCGAUGUUCGUCGCCCGAGGCCUGGAAAACCCAGGGAUUCCACGAAAACACCAUGGCAAUGACUGUGUUUUUCUCGCCGUCACUCUCGCGAAAUUGUGCGGACUUGUUAUCCGGAUUGUUCCACGCCGCUAUUUUGCCACCGCUGUUGCAGCCGAAGGUGGACAUGUACAACCAAGGGCAGGCCGGUUAUGACCAGCAGCAGUAUGGCUACGCCAACCAGAACUUCGCUGGAGAUCCCCACGGCGCACCGUAUAGUGCGCCGCACUCUGGAGGACAUGGUAGCUACCCAGGUGGUCACGGGUUUGUGCAACCAUCGUACGGACAGCAAUCACAGCAACAGCAGCACCCUGGCGGUCCUUGGUAUGCAGGGGACGCGUCGUCUGUACCAACCAAUGCUCCACUCGCGGGAUCGAUGGGCAGUUUGGGCGAUCAAUCAGCGACGUAUGGCGACGAUUUUGAAAACGAACCCCCGCUCAUGGAAGAGCUUGGCAUCAACUUUGGGCACAUUUGGGCGAAGACCCAGGCAGUGUUGAUUCCCACCAAGUCUGUCUCCGAGCACAUUCUAGACGACGUCGACUUGGCCGGGCCGUUGGUGUUUGCAUUUGGGUUUGGCAUGCUCUUGUUGAUGAGCGCCAAGAUUCACUUCGGCUACAUCUACGGCUUUGGUAUCGUCGGGUGUCUAUCCAUGUGGACGCUCAUGAACUUGAUCUCGCCGUCGAAAACCAUCGACGUGUACCGCGUUUGCUCGGUUCUCGGGUAUUCCUGGCUUCCGAUAAUCCUCCUCGCUGCCGUCAAUAUCGUGGCCCCCAUCAAGUAUGCAAAUCCCCAGUGCAAUGUCGUGUUAUCCAAUGUCAUAUUUGGCCGAUACAUAUAUAUCUUUGUGUAGGGACUUGAAAUCGAUCGGGUUUGUCUUGGCAUUCCUGUGUGUAGCGUGGAGCACACAAGCGGCCACUCGCUUCUUCGACAAGUACCUCCACAUGCAAGAGCAGCGCUGGUUGAUCGCGUACCCCACAGCCAUGGUGUACACAUGCUUUGUGCUCAUCACAGUGUUUUAACUUCCAAUAAUGCAUAUCUUGGUGCACUUUGCACUUCACGGCGGAGAAUGUAUGUCGUAUGUUGGACCUUGC